This is a messenger RNA of Acanthosepion pharaonis, 717 nucleotides long. The record is from the annotation of a GenBank genome assembly. Lineage: Eukaryota; Metazoa; Mollusca; Cephalopoda; Sepiida; Sepiidae.
AUGCCUGUUUGGGUUUCAUUGCUGAUGGAUUUUCUCAACUCACGGAAAGUUUACGAACCAGAAAAGCUCACGGCAAUAUUUCGCUUUAAUCUAUUCACAUACGCGCUCUCCCUCUCUCUCCCCCUCCCUCUCCCCCUCCCUCUCUCCCUCCCUCUCUCUCUCUCCCCCUCCCUCUCCCUCUCUCCCUCCCUCUCUCUCUCUCUCUCUCUCUCUCUCUCUAUCUAUCUAUCACUUUCGGGCGCAUUUUGCCUGCACGCUUCACUACAAAGUGACAAGCAAUCGGUCAAUUCCCUGCGGCAUUCUGCCAGUUCGUCGCCCGCUGACGUUCACUCCGAACGGGCGUGUGUUAUUUAUUUAUUUAUUUAUUUUAAUUUGAAAAUGAUUUAUACACUUUCGUUCUUUCUUUUUCUCUUUGUUGUUUUUGUUGUGCUCAUUCAUUCGUUCAUGCAUUUUUUUUCUCAACCCCUUUCUGGAUAUACAUUAUCGAUUAUUGAUACCUUCUCUUUUACUAUCAUUCUCUUUAUCCUUUUCUUUCUUUCUCUUUUUAUUUCUAAUCUUUCUUUCUUAUCUAAUCUAAGCCCGUCUUUUCAUUCUUUCUUUCGUUAUCGCUUCUUUCUUUCUUUCUUUCUUUCUUUCUUAUUUUUCUUUCUUUCAUUCUUUCUUUCUUCUUUCUUUCUUUCUUUCUUUCUUUCUUCUUUCUUCUUUCUUUCUCUGUGA